AUGUUUUCUCGUUCCAGUGUUGGCUUGAGGCUAUUUUCAAGUACUAGGCGUAUGGCCAAUAGCAUUGAUCAAAAGCUUUUAAAAGAUGGUAUGAACGGAUCCAAGACACCAACUGUGAAAAAGCUAGAAGGUAAAUUAAUCAGAAACUUCCAACCGGGAAGUGUGUACAAUCCAUUUGAUUUUUCUCUGGAAAGAAUACGUCUAGAUAAGAAGUAUGGCGUUCGUCCAGGAUCUUACGAUCCAUUUGACAGAUUGAAGAUUAACCCAUUGGACCUAUACACAAACCCAGAAUUUUUAUCCAAGUUCGUAUCUUCUACUGGUAAGAUCCUACAUAGAGAUGUUACUGGUCUAUCGGCAAAGAACCAGCGUCGCUUGGCCAAGGCCAUUAGAAGGUGCCAGGCUAUAGGAUUAAUGUCCAAGGUUCAUAAGGAUGUUUCCAUGCUUCCUCAAAGAACAAUGACCAAGAAUUAA
Kluyveromyces marxianus DMKU3-1042 is the source of this 471-nucleotide messenger RNA. It is a transcript of the gene RSM18, whose product is annotated as mitochondrial 37S ribosomal protein bS18m. The record is from RefSeq and is a predicted model, not a curated record. Gene Ontology annotation, biological process: mitochondrial translation. The transcript has a single exon. Lineage: Eukaryota; Fungi; Ascomycota; Saccharomycetes; Saccharomycetales; Saccharomycetaceae. Bases 1 to 471 code for a protein of 156 amino acids. Gene Ontology annotation, molecular function: structural constituent of ribosome; small ribosomal subunit rRNA binding. Gene Ontology annotation, cellular component: ribosome; mitochondrial small ribosomal subunit.